Planococcus citri (citrus mealybug) is the source of this 3100-nucleotide messenger RNA. RefSeq names its product wiskott-Aldrich syndrome protein family member 3 SCAR (gene SCAR). Gene Ontology annotation, biological process: positive regulation of Arp2/3 complex-mediated actin nucleation; actin cytoskeleton organization. Bases 542 to 2302 code for a protein of 586 amino acids. The transcript is spliced from 10 exons. Lineage: Eukaryota; Metazoa; Arthropoda; Insecta; Hemiptera; Pseudococcidae. The record is from RefSeq and is a predicted model, not a curated record. Gene Ontology annotation, molecular function: Arp2/3 complex binding; protein kinase A regulatory subunit binding; actin binding. Gene Ontology annotation, cellular component: cytoskeleton; SCAR complex.
UCGCUCUUGUAUCUUGUUAUUGAAUUGAAUGAGAAUACAGGCGUGUUAAAAAAAUGACAGUAACGUUGGAUAUACGUAAUUAAUGAUGGGAAUGUUCAGUUAUUAUUGAAGUAAUAACCAGUAUCACCAACUAUGGGGAGUCGUGAUUUCAACUUAAAUUCGUAAUGUUUCGUAUUCUCAAAUUUUUCGGAUCUAGCAUUAUUCAUCGAUUUUCUUAGUAUUUCUCAUGAAAACAUUUUUUAAGUUCAAGUGAUCGCGUAAUUUAGUGUUACAGUGUGAAAUUUUUCGUAUACGUGUUGUGUUGUUGAUAAUAAUUUAAGCUUGUGAUCAUUGGUGUGAUGGUUGUGGAGCUGGGAAUAGUUCACUAUAUCAAGGGCUUCCUGCCAUGAUUAUUGAGUUAACUACGUUGAAUUGUUGGUUUAACAUUGCAAUAAUCUUAUCUGAACGUACUUAAAUGGCAAGCAAACUGUUUGAUAAACUUUUAUAACUUCCCAUUUGUAAUGAUUUAAUUUGUAAUUGAGAUUAAUAUUGAUCAGCGGCAAUGCCACUUCCAAAACGAGUAGUCGAACCCAUCCACAUAUCGAGGGGCACCGUUCCAGAUUCGAACGAGAUAUCAUUACCCAGCGAAUUAGAAACUGUUACCAAUGGCUCAUUAGCAAAUACUAUUCGACAGCUGUCGAGUCUCAGUCGUCAUGCCGAAGAUUUAUUCGGCGAAUUGGCUCGCGAGGCUCAUAUGUUGGCUACGCGAGCCAAUUCUUUACAAGCUCGUCUUGAUAAAUUAGCUGUUAAAACUACACAGUUGGAUAGUACCGUAGAAGAAGUUUCACUGCAAGAGAUUCAAAUGCGGAAAGCGUACAAAAGCUCAGGUAAAUUCGAUCAACAAGUCGUUUCGCGAGAUACUAUGCCAACUGCGAUGCUCGAAACGUAUAAUCAAUGUGAUAAGCCACCGCCGUUAAAUAAACUGAAUCCGUAUAGGGAGGACGAUAAAGACGGUAUGAAAUUCUACACGGAUCCGGAUUACUUCUUCCAAUUAUGGAGUCAAGAAAUGCUCAAAGAUACGGAAAGAAUGAUGAUCGAUAAAGGAAAGAAGCCUCAUAAACCAAGGUCCGCCGAUAACAGCGGCGGCCGAUCUAAGAAACGAGUCCGCCAACCGCACAACACGAGAGAACGUCAAAAACAAAACGCCAUGAAACACGGCGAAUACAUAAUGGCAAAUUCUGAAACCGUUUACGCUCCGUCGUCAGUUCAACCGCAUUACGAGUACGACGAAGAUUCCGCUAUUAGUUCGUUAUCGACUGAUCAACGACCUUCGAGACCCAGUAGCAUAGAAAUACAACGAAAUUACUCACAACACGUGGUAGAUGGUGGUAAUAAAGGCGUCAUCUACAGUCCUACAUCGACGCAACGAUAUAGCCCCACUAGCAUUUAUCAAAGAACUCAAUACGGCACAGGAAUGGCGUAUUACGACGACGCAUCGCAUUAUCAACAGCAAUAUAUAAUUAAUCAAUCGCAACAACAAGUUAUUUCUCCCUCGGCCACGAACGGUCACGUUAUGAGUGGAGGUAUGAUGUCACCGAACGAUGCACUCAGCCCGUCUGGUACUCCAACACGUGGAAAUAAAGUUAGACCAUCGCAACCUCCUCCAGCUCCUCCCAGCGCCACAAAUUCUAGUUCUAGUACCCCAUCGGCCAACACACCGACUCGAGGUAGAAGCAUGAGCAGUGGUCGAGAAACGUUACCACCUCCGCCGCCGCCGCCGGUUGAAACUUGUGUAUCGGCAACACCCCCGGUGGAUUUGCCACCUCCGCCCCCAGCCAUGUCGCAAUCACCUCCAUCGAAUGGAAUUCCUCCUCCACCUCCUCCGCCACCUCCUUUGCCGCAUGCCACCAACGGAAUGUCUCCGAUAUUGACCAACGGCGAUGUAGGAAAAUCGCCAAUUAAACCGAUUGUUACAACAUCUCCGCCAAAUCUAGUGGCAUCUCCGAAACAAGUGAUGAACGCCGAAAAUAAUAUCAUGCAUAACGCCAAUGCAAACCCAGCAAGAAUCAAUAACCCCAAAUUAAACGGACCACAAUACGAUCCCAGAAGCGAUCUAUUAAAAGCAAUUCGAGACGGUAUUAAAUUACGUAAAGUGGAGAAAACCGAACAAAAAGAUAGCGAAAGAGUGAACACGUUACACGACGUAGCUUCCAUUUUAGCUCGUAGAGUCGCCGUCGAAAUAUCAGACUCAGAAGACGAAUCGGACGAUUCAGAAUACGACGAUGACGGUUGGGCUGAACAAGGAGAAACCGCCGUUCAUUGAGAAACGAUUUCGAAUUUUUAAGCAUUAAUUUUUUUCAUUUUGCGGUCAAGAUUGCUCAGAAUGAACAGCUGGUGCUGUAUGAUCCGGUUAUACGCUUUUAUCGCUUUUUGUAUUAUUUUAUCGUCGCCCCCCCUCCCCGAUCGAUCGAUUUGUUUUCUCUUCUAGUUUCUUCCUUUUACGUAGUUUGAUUUUUUUGGUACUUUUGUUAUCGCGAGCCCAGCUAUGUAUUUUUAUACGGAAGAGUGUAUACUAAAGCGGGUGUUUUUAAUAUUUUAUACUGAUAUUCUAGUCUUUUAAUCAAUACCUUCGAAGAUUGUUUUUAUCGUCGAUGUUUUGUUUUCAUUUAAUGAAUUAUAAAAUAUAUUGUUUGUAGGGAAAUUUAUUUGUUAGCCUUUUAGCUGCCUCGAGACAUUCCAGCGGGCGAGUUUGGUUCGUAUUCGAACUACCCUGUUGUACGAAGUUUAAAUGCUGUGCCCUGGAGUUUUGUGUGAAAAAAAUUUCGUCGUAUGGAAGUAUUAUUAUUUAUUACCUUUUUUUUUUAUUUCGCUCGUUAUCGAUGAUUUAAAAAAAGAAAAAUUAAUAGUUUUUACGGCCUAUUUUUCCGUACACGAAUUUAUUUAUUGAAUUGAUGAAUUGCCCACGAUUAUUUCGUUAUAUUUUCCAUUUCCCUUCUUUUUAUUAUUUUUCUUGUAAUUAUUUUUGUGUUUUAAAUUUAAUCUGUAGUGUAAAAAUUUUCAAAAGUACUUCCUUUAUGUAAGCUACGAUGUGUAGAGUAAAAAUAAAUUUAUUAUUUUUUCA